AUGUUUUCCGUUAUAAGAUCGAGUUUGAUAAGGUCUGGAAAGCAGUUUAAACCUGUGUCAUAUAUUGCUAGUAACUUUCACACAACUGUCAUCACGCAAUAUCCGCCGGCAGAGAGCAAAAACAUGCCAAAAGUUGCAGUGGUGUUGUCAGGUUGUGGUGUUUAUGAUGGCAGUGAAGUGCAUGAAUCUUCAGCAGUUCUGGUACAUCUGAGCAGAGCCGGUGCAGAGAUAUCCAUGUUUGCACCGGAUAUAGAGCAGAUGCACGCUAUUAACCAUACUAAAGGCGAGCCAAUGGAAACAAACAGGAAUGUAUUGGUGGAGUCAGCAAGAAUAGCUAGAGGCAAAAUCAGUGCCCUGUCUAACUUGACAUCUAGUGAUUUUGAUGCUGUGAUAUUCCCAGGCGGAUUUGGAGCUGCCAAAAAUCUAUCAACAUUUGCAGUGGAUGGAGCAGAUAUGAAAGUUAACAAGGAUGUUGAAAGGGUUAUCAAAGACUUCCAUACAAACAAAAAGCCAAUUGGGUUAUGCUGUAUAGCUCCAGUUUUGGCAGCUAAUGUUCUGAAGGGAUGUGAAGUUACCGUUGGCAGUGAUAAGGAAGAAGGCGGUAGGUGGCCUUAUGCCGGAACUGCUGGGGCCAUUCAGGCCAUGGGAUCCUCCCAUGUGUGCAAGGAUGUAUCUGAGGCUUAUACAGAUUCAAAGAACAAGAUUGUUACCACACCUGCUUUUAUGUGCGAGACUAAAUUCCACGAAAUAUUUGACGGAAUAGGAAAAAUGAUUGAUGGAAUUAUCAAACUUUUAUAAGAAAAAUAUGGACAAUCUCCAUUGACUCUGACAUCGUUUGAUAUGAGAUAUUAAAUAGUUUUCAUGAUGACUAACUUACAUGUGUGUGAAGUGUAAUAUUUGGAUUAUCAAUCAUUUCAAGGCUUGUAGCAAUAAUAGCCAGGUAAUAAACUCUACAAUCUGGCUGGAUUAAUUUAGUCCUAAAGAGACUAAAGGUUCUUUCACUUGUAGAGGUGGCUUUUUAAAGUUACAUCCAAAAUUCUUUUAGUGCAUUUGGGUGCAUUCACAGUGAUUGAAUAUGCCUUCCCAGGACAAAAGCUUCAUUUUGACAUAUUUAAAUAUGACCUUGACAGCCAAUGUCAGAUUUUAAAAAUUUGUGAAAUGUUACCAUAUCUUGUUAUUUAUUGACAGAUUGAGAUUGGAAAUCUUUGUGUUCAGUGAACACAUCUUUAUCUUGUGUCUAGUCUUUUAAGUUAUUGUAUCAAAAUGUUUUGUAAACUGUAACAGAAUUUUAUUCUUGUCCCUGAUCUUGCAAUUGAUGCUUUUUUAUGUAAAAGAGUGUCAGCAUAAAUCUGUUAAAAGAGUGUCAGCAUAAAUCUGUUAAAAGAGUUUCAGCAUAAAUCUGUUAAAAGAUCUGAUGGUGGGCUGCUUUUAUCUGAAAUUUAUAUUUGUUGGUAUCAAACAUUUGUAAAAUAUUUUAUUGUAAGAUCUAACCCGAUUAUUAUUGCACUCAUUAAUAUUUAAACCAGGAGAAGUGAUCUUUUAUCAUGCAUUUUGAGCUUAUUACUUAUUUCAAUAUGAUCUUACAGAAAAUUGAAAAUAAACAUGAACUUCUUGAAUUAA
Ruditapes philippinarum (Manila clam) is the source of this 1620-nucleotide messenger RNA. Its product is annotated as glutamine amidotransferase-like class 1 domain-containing protein 3, mitochondrial. Gene Ontology annotation, cellular component: mitochondrion. The record is from RefSeq and is a predicted model, not a curated record. Bases 1 to 798 code for a protein of 265 amino acids. Lineage: Eukaryota; Metazoa; Mollusca; Bivalvia; Venerida; Veneridae. The transcript has 7 exons.